CGUCUUUUGGCACUUUCGGCGCCUUCCCUCCCCCCAGGAUGAUCAAGGAGGGCCGUCCUCGCGAAUCUCUGGUGAGAUGGGUGCAUUGCAGCCACAUGCAGCCACUGCAUGCUCUCACAUGCGUUUCUCUCCUCGUGCAGGUCAAGUAUGACUCGCCUCUGGAGCUUGGCCCUGCGCCGGCCGGCCAGCAGCCCGGUGCGGCGAAGACAGCAGCGGCCAAGAAGAGCGGUGCGGGUCUCAAGGCGCAGCUUGGGAAGCGUGUGCAGCUGCCGCAGUUGGAGUCGAAGCCGAGCCCGGAGGACCUGCUGCACGCCAUUCUGCCGCCACGAGAGUGGCUCGAGACCAACAGACACUACAUACAGGUCUGUCUGUCUGUCUGCCCGUGCGGAUGUGUUUGCUGCACUGCAUCGACGACGCACACACACUCAACGAGUUGUGGUGUGUCUGACGUGAGACAUGCAGUAUGUGUCGAGCACCCCCGCGACGCGCCUGGAUGUGAUUCAGCUGCAGGAGGCCCUCGACCAGCGGCUGAUGGAAAGACAGGCCCGGGAGUCGGGUAUCUGCCCCGUCAGGGAGGAACUCUAUGCACAAACAUUCGGUGGGCCAAGGGGAGACAGACAGACAGACAGACGUCUGCGGGCGAGAGAGAUGCUGAUGCCGUGUUGGUGGUCAGAUGAGCUGAUCCGUCAGGUGACCAUCAACGGGCCUGAGAGAGGCCUCCUUCUCCUUCGGUAUGCUCACGCGGACUCUUGCGGUUCGCUUCUGACAGACAGACACCUUUCUUUCGUUGUGAGUGCAGCGUCCGUGACGACAUCCGCAUGACGAUAGCGGCGUAUCAGACUUUGUACGGGUCGAGUGUGACGUUCGGCACCCGCAAGCAGCUGCAGAGCGAGCAGGGCAAGUCGGAGACCGAACAAAUGGUCAGCAAGAAGCAAGAGAGAGAAGGAGAGAGGGAGAUUUGUAUGGUCGGCUUGUGGUCCGAUGUGGUGUGGUUCGUGUGUUUCAUAUGCAGAUUGACGAGUUGGAGGCUCAGCGUCAGCAGUUGGAGGCCAAGGUGGUCGAGCUCAGGAACAAGUGCGAAGCUGUUGAACGGUCAGCACGACACACAUGCGCACACACCCCAUCUGCGCAUCAUUUUCUGUGGCUGUUGUGCCAUGGUCGAUGGGAUUCAGUCGCGAGACGGAGAGGCAGCAGAUUCUGAAGCGCAAGCGGCAGGAGGAGGUACAUGCGCACGGACUGUACUCAUCAGGACCAUCCAUCUCUACGUGUGUGUGUGUGUGUGUGUGUGUGUAUGUGUGUCCGAGCAGAUUGACUUCCUUAAGCAUCAGGGUCAGCACCUGGAGGCAUUCCUGAAGGGGCUCGAGAAGUAGACCAGACCCGUGUACCACGACAGUUGGGUGGUUGGUUUGUGGUGUGGGGCUGGGUGUGGGUGU
Molecule: messenger RNA, 1433 nt
Organism: Vitrella brassicaformis
Lineage: Eukaryota; Vitrellaceae
Source: the annotation of a GenBank genome assembly